Pogona vitticeps (central bearded dragon) is the source of this 315-nucleotide messenger RNA. The record is from RefSeq and is a predicted model, not a curated record. Lineage: Eukaryota; Metazoa; Chordata; Lepidosauria; Squamata; Agamidae.
AUGACGAGCCCACCGCCGUAUCCCGGCCCGGGGGCCUUCUACCCUCAGCCCCCUCAACCAUAUCCUGCCUAUUCACCAGGAACAUACCCAGCCGGGCAACCAGGCUAUGGGGGCUACCCGCCAUACGGCCACUCAGGUUACCAUCCUCACGCCGCGCCUCUCCCGCCGGGUUACGUCUAUGGGCCGGGACAUGCCGUGUACGUGAUGGAAGACCGGAGGAGAGACGAUACCACGUUGUCCACCUGCCUGCAGGCCUGUUUAGCAGCUCUCUGUUGCUGCUGCCUGUGGGACAUGAUGACACCCGACUGCCACUGA